AUGAGCACCACAGCGCCCCAAACUAGCAAGGAGAUGAGUCUCCUCCCUCAGGAUCUCCGAGGUCAGAAUGCCCUGGUAACAGGUGCUUCCCGCGGUAUUGGCCGCGCCAUAGCUAUUCACCUUGCCAGUCGUGGAGCAAACGUUCUUGGUACCUGUGCAUCCACUGAAUCACUCAACCUAUUCGAAUCUCUCGAAAAGACCGUUCAACAGGGAUACCACUCAAGUCCGUUCGGCGCCCCAAGAGUCACGGGAUUGGUUGCCAAUCUUCUUUCGCCAGACUUGGCCGAGACGAUUGCCAACAAAGUCCAGGAUGAGUUCGAUGGCAAACUCAACAUCAUUAUCAACAACGCAACCCACUUUGAGGCGCGGCCAGUCCGUCAACUUGAUGCUGAAUUCAUCCAGAGGGUCUUGCUGGGCAAUGUACAGUCUUUGGCGCUGACGAUGGACGUGCUUCUCAGACGAGACUACAUCCAGCCGGAAUCCCGCGUUGUCAAUAUCUCAAGCGAUUGGGCUCGUACCGCAGCAGCAUCGUAUGCCAUGUUGUACGCAUCGACCAAAUCAGCAAUGGAAUCUCUGACCCGAUCUUGGGCGGAUAUUUUGAGCCAGGACACAACGACGCUGGGAACUACGGUGAACUCCCUCUCAGUGGGUGGUACGGCGACUGAUGCGCUCACUGGGAGUGCGCCGCCGGAUAUGCGCGAAGCCGCAUUGAAGGUUCUGGGCGAGGGAAAGUCAAUCCAUAACGGAGUCGGACUUCCAGAUGAUGUUGCCAAAGUCGUGGGUCUGGUCGUAAGCGAGGCGGCGCGCUGGAUCAAUGGAAGUGUCAUUGCAGCCAAUGGCGGCUCAGUCAAGAUUUUAUAA
Messenger RNA from Colletotrichum abscissum, 861 nucleotides. Its product is annotated as 3-oxoacyl-(acyl-carrier-protein) reductase. Gene Ontology annotation, molecular function: oxidoreductase activity. The coding region runs from base 1 to 861 and encodes 286 amino acids. Lineage: Eukaryota; Fungi; Ascomycota; Sordariomycetes; Glomerellales; Glomerellaceae. The transcript has 3 exons. The record is from RefSeq and is a predicted model, not a curated record.